AUGACCUCCUUCUUCACCGAAGCCGUUCAGCGGGCAGGAGGUGAAGAUCGCCUUUGCGAUGAAUGCAGGCCCGUUGUUGCCAGCUAUGACACAGCCCUGGGCGUCGGCAAGUAUGCCCGGGGGGCCAAGCCGAGUAUCUCAACGCUUCUCGUUGAUGCUAUUGCCGAGUCGGACGCCUGUUGGCAUUGUGGGUGGCUGGCCUCCGUGGUAGUCGAGGCUUGGUGCAGCGAGCCAGUGGCAUUCGCCAUGCCACCAGACUCCAGCAUUAAGGCAUACGUCAACUGGCAUACUAUCGCUCAGCGCGAAAUGGGCACUCAGAGUGUGCCUGAGGGUUCUUCACAGAUUACCAGAAUGGCAGUCUAUUACGGUCUGGACACUCCAGAUUUCACCAAAAGACAGAUACUAUUCUCAAAGACCAGAGAGGAACCGAAGCACGUCUCAUCACUAAUGGGACAACACCAGGCGCUCAAUUGGCCUGUGAGCGAGCCUUAUGCAGGCCGAAUACGGCCAAGAGAUGUAGAUUAUCGCCUUCUCAGGCGAUGGAAAGAGUGCUGCAUCCGAGAUCAUGGAGGUACUUGCGACCAGACGUUCAUGACGAGCCGUGUCCAGUCGCUUCGCUUUGUGGAUGUCGUCGACCGAUGCAUUGUUCAGCAUUCCCCUGAUACCGUCAAAUGGGCCGCCUUGAGCUAUUGCUGGGGAGGUCCCCAGGUGCAUGCUCUUCAGACCGGGAAUAUCCAUGCUUAUCAGCAGCCAGGGGCACUGAUAGACGACCUACUACCCAAAGGCAUAGCCGAUGCCCUGAGUGUGACUCGUGCUUUGGGCGAGCGCUAUUUGUGGAUCGACAGCCUCUGCAUCAUCCAGGACGACGAGAAGGACAAGCUGGAACUUAUUGCCGCAAUGGGCACGAUCUAUGCACAAGCUGUUGUCACCAUCGUCAAUGCUGCAAACUCCCAGGUUGCACAUGGGAUGCCUGGCAUAAGCCAGCCUCGCCGAAGACAGCAGGUCCACCGCAUGAAAGAUUUCUGGCUGGUCGAGUCGAUGGAUUUGCCACACCAGAACUGGGAAGGUUAUCUCGAAAACGCUACCUGGAACACCAGAGGGUGGACAUUUCAAGAGGGCCUGCUUUCUCCACGCUGUCUCGUCAUUGGCAAAGACCAGGUUUACUGGCAGUGCAAGACCUCUUCAUGGUGCGAAGACAGCUGCUGGGAGAAUGUCCCAGGAAACAGUGUCUACAGGCAUUAUUCAGGAUCAAGAAUCCUGGGGCGGCUUACUGACUCCAGAGAAGAGGACUGGAUACAGCUAUACAGCGAUGUGCUUGGGGCAUAUCUGAAGCGAGAACUUACGUCCGAAAGCGACAGGCUCGGCGCUGUACAGGCAAUUCUCGAAGUCCUUCGCCGGGGUGAUGAGGAAGGCUACUUCUGGGGCAUGCCUAAAGGGCACAUGGAGAUGACCCUGUCCUGGGCUUCUAGUUCUCACAACAUCAGAAGAGACUGCGAUUCCAAAUAUAUGGGACCCAAUAACGAGGUUCUAUCUUCUCCGUUCCCGACGUGGUCAUGGCUUGGUUGGCAUGGCCACGCUUCAAUGCUCACGAUGGGCCGAGCCCUCAUGGGCGGCAGGCUAGGCUUGAAGUUCUAUUGCAUCAAACGAGACAGCACGCUCGAAGCACUCAACGAGACCCCAUUUUGUGGCCCUGAGCGCGACUUUUCUAACAAGGAUUAUAUGAAGACCGAAGAUCUGCACGAACAAAUUGGAUACCCCAGGGGCCUUGCGCACUCAUCGAUCAAGUAUGACGAGAGAGAGGUCACGGAGGCAGACAUUCCACAGAGCAUACUCGCAAGCAAACAGUUACCGGCGAUUCUCUGCUUUUGGACAAGCACCGCUAUCCUCGAAAUGAAGUAUGAAGGCUGGAACCACUAUCAUCAGUGUCCGGCGAUCUCUCUAGGCCAUGGCGAUGUACGUUUUUAUGGCGCCUGGGAGAAACACGGAGACUUCAAGCUGAACGGAAAGGGAAAGUUCAUCGUUGUUGGCACUCAGAGGACGCGCAUGUCCCACGGAGGCGACGUGACCGCGGAUCUGCUACUGGUGGACGAGGAUGAGGACGGGAUAUUGUAUCGACGGAAGCUCGUGACAUAUGUGCCUGAGUCCGUCUGGGACAAGCUGACCAACCGAAGAUGGGAGCUGGUGUUCCUUGCUUGA
Molecule: messenger RNA, 2196 nt
Organism: Neoarthrinium moseri
Lineage: Eukaryota; Fungi; Ascomycota; Sordariomycetes; Amphisphaeriales; Apiosporaceae
Exons: 2
Coding region: 1-2196 (731 amino acids)
Source: RefSeq, a predicted model, not a curated record